AUGCCCACAGAGCACUGGGGGAAUGUCAGAACCCAAGCGGGAAGUGACGUGUCGGGUUACAAUCUCCUCCCCUCUCUCUCUCCUCCUUGGAUCGUAGCGGUCGGAGCAGGAGAAGACCGGGGGGGAGCAGUGCCGAAAGCUGCCUUCCCAGAGCUGCCUUCCCAACAGGACAAAAUGAACUAUCUGAAUGUGCUGGCGAAGGCGCUGUACGACAAUGUGGCGGAGUCUCCAGACGAGCUGUCGUUCCGUAAGGGCGACAUCAUGACGGUUUUGGAGCGCGACACUCAGGGACUGGACGGCUGGUGGCUGUGCUCCCUCCACGGGCGCCAGGGUAUCGUCCCGGGCAACCGUCUGAAGAUUCUGGUGGGCAUGUACGACAAACAACAAGGAUCCCCCUCCACCCCGGACCCCACCAUGGUCACCUCCCCGACACAGCGCCCUCUCCUGCCCCCCCACAACACCUACGCCAAACCCACACUCUCAGCCUCCAUCAUGGCUUCUCCAGGCUUUCCAAACAAGCCCCCGCAGUACACCUCCAUGCACCCCGCCACAACCAACCCCGACUCUAUCUACAUGAUGCCCCCGUCCCACGAGCCCAAAGGCAGCGUGUACCAGAUCCCCUCCGGCCCCAUUGGUUCCUCUCCGCAGCCCCCAAGCAAAGCCCCUCCCCUGACCCAGCGGAAAUACCAGGCACCUUCUCAGGACAUCUACCAGGUGCCUCCCAGCCUGCAAGGGGCUGGCCCAGCUGGGGUGGCUUCAGCGGGGCAGGAUGUGUACCAGGUGCCCCCGUGUCUGGAGAAGAGGAACUGGGACAGCGGGAAACCACUCGGAAAGGUGGUGGUCCCGACUCGUGUGGGGCAGGUCUACGUCUAUGACACGGUGAAAGGAGACCAGGACGAGUACGACGUCCCCCCCAGGCAUCAGACUUCUGCCCAGGACAUAUACGACGUGCCUCCCGCCCGCCAGCAUCUCAACACUCAAGUGUAUGACACUCCUCCAAUGGUGGUCAAGGGGCCAUCUAGUGGUCAAGAUGUGUAUGACAUGCCUCCGAUCAAAGACAAGCUCGCACAACAUCAGGUCUAUGAUUUCCCUCCAUCUGUGAGCAAAGAUGUGCCUGACAGUCAACCGACCCGAGAGGAGACCUAUGAUGUGCCUCCUCACUUUGCCAAACUCAAGGCUCCUGUCUCCAUGCCAACCUCCCAAUACCUCCACAACAACAUGAACGAUGACGAUGACGAGCCCCCUAUCCCAGAGGACGUCUACGAUGUCCCACCACCCAUCCUCACGGAGAAGCAUUUCAACAGCAGCAGACAAGACAUCUACGACAUCCCCACCAGCCUCCGCACGGGGUACCCCAGUCAGGACGUGUACGACUUCCCCAGAGAGAGGAAGCUGGAGAGGUCCACGGAGCGAGGGGAGCAGAAUGUGUACGACGUACCCCCACAGGUUGUGCGUGACCCUCAAACCACAGAUGAACUCAGCUUGUCUUUCAAACGCCUCUCAGCCUCCAGCACUGGAAGCACACGCAGUAACCACUCAGCGUCAUCUUUAGACAUGGUGCCUGUUCGGGACACUUCAGCUCCUGCCCCUCUCCCUGGGAAACCCCUCAUGUUGGACCUGGACCAGGCCAUGGAGCGCCUGUCCCGUCUGCAGGUGGCUGUGGAGUCUAAUGUGUCGUUUAUGAUGUCCUUUAUCACUGGCAACUGGAGGAGUGCGGAGCAGCUGGAGGGAAACCUGCCCGCCAUCCACCAGGCUGCAGACAGAGUCAGAGCUUCAGUCAGGGAUUUCCUGGAGUUUGCUCGUGACGCUGUGGCCAACGCCGCUCAGGCCACAGACCGCCUGUUGCAAUCUAAACUGGGGCGACAGGUGGGGAAAAUGGAGGAGGUGUUCCGUAGUUUAAUUCAACAGAGUCAGAGCUUAGACGCCAUCGCCUGGUCUCCAGCUGCACUGGCGGCGCCAUCUCCAGGUGGAGAUGACUUGGACCGACUGGUCAUCACUGCUCGGGGGAUUCCAGAUGAUACCAAACAACUUGCUUCUUUUCUUCAUGGAAACGCCACACUGCUCUUCAAACGGACCAACAGGCAGCAACAGCAGCUGCCUCUGCCCCCAAUCCCAGGGGACGUUAGUGGGAACAUGACAGGGUCAGGAAGCGGCACAUAUGGAGGAGAGAAAGUGCACAUUCAGUCACGGCCUCUUCCCUCUCCACCCAAGUUUACAUCCACUGAAGAAGAGCCAGUGGAGCGGCCGUACGAGAGCACCGAGGAGGGCUGGAUGGAGGACUAUGACUACGUGCAUCUACAGGGGAAAGAGGAGUUUGAAAAGAACCAAAGACAAUUGUUGGAGAAAGGCAAUAUCAGCAGACACAACACACAACUGGAACAGACACAGAUCAAGCAGUUUGAGCGUCUGGAGCAGGAGGUCAGUCAGCCCAUCAACAACGACAUGACAGGCUGGGUCCCGUCUCCGCACCACCCCACAGCCCACCCCCACAACGGUUCUUCGGGGCCCCCCUCCAAACUGUGCCACAGCGACCGGCAGCUGCUGCUCUUCUACCAGGAGCAGUGCGAGCAGAACAUCACCACCGUCACCAACGCCAUCGAUGCCUUCUUUACCGCCGUCAACUCCAACCAGCCGCCCAAAAUCUUCGUAGCUCACAGCAAGUUUGUGAUCCUGAGCGCUCACAAGCUGGUUUUCAUCGGAGACACUCUUUCUCGUCAAGCGAAAGCCCCGGAGGUGAGGGCGCGCGUGGCUCAAAGCAGCAACACGCUCUGUGAAAAACUGAAAGACAUUGUGAUCAGCACUAAAACGGCAGCACUGCAGUAUCCGUCGGCGGGGAACACGAGGGAGAUGACGGAGAGGGUGAAGGAGCUGGCCGGGUGCACGCAGCAGUUUAGGAUGGUCCUGGGACAGCUCCUGGUCAUGUAA
Molecule: messenger RNA, 2925 nt
Organism: Knipowitschia caucasica
Lineage: Eukaryota; Metazoa; Chordata; Actinopteri; Gobiiformes; Gobiidae
Source: the annotation of a GenBank genome assembly